Messenger RNA from Vigna umbellata (rice bean), 936 nucleotides. RefSeq lists its product as uncharacterized. The record is from RefSeq and is a predicted model, not a curated record. Gene Ontology annotation, molecular function: zinc ion binding; nucleic acid binding. NCBI's taxonomy places the organism in Eukaryota, Viridiplantae, Streptophyta, Magnoliopsida, Fabales, Fabaceae.
AUGGCAGAGAAUGAUAAGCAUGUGCAACAUGCGAUCCCAAAAUUUGCUGGUCAUUAUGAUCAUUGGGCAAAGUUGAUGGAAACUUUCCUACGUUCCAAACAAUAUUGGAAUUUGGUAGAGCAUGGGAUCACCAAAGUUGUAGAUGAAGCAACACCUUUAGAGGAAGAAGUUAAAUUGGUGAAGGAGCAUAAGUUAAAAGACUUGAAGAUAAUGAAUUACCUUUAUCAAGCUAUAGACUGUGAAGUGUUGGAUACAAUACUUAAUGAUGAAACGUCCAAAGACAUUUGGGAUUCAAUGAAGCAAAAAUUCCAAGGCUCUACUAGGGUGAAAAGAGCACAGUUGCAAGCAUUACGUAGGGAGUUUGAAAUUUUACAGAUGAAGAAAGGAGAGAUAGUCAAUUUGUAUUUUGCUCGUACUCUAAAGAUUGCUAAAAGAAUGAAAGCGUGUGGUGAACAUAUGGAUGAGAGUGUUAUCACUACGAAAAUAUUAAGCUCCAUGAUCUCUAAAUUUAACUACGCUGUUUGCUCAAUUGAAGAAACAAAUAAUUUAGAGAUUAUGACAAUUGAUGAGUUACAAAGUAGUCUCUUUGUUCAUGAUGAUGAAGAAAAUGUGCUUCACAUUACCAAUGAAGAUAAAGGAGGAAGGGGAAGAGGACGGGGAAGACAUUUCAUUAGAGACGGCCAAGGAAGAGGAAGAGGAAGACAACCCUUCAACAAAGCAAACAUUGAGUGCUUUAAAUGUCACAAGCUUGGACAUUUUCAAUAUGAAUGUCCCACUUGGCAAAAUGCAAACUAUGUUGAGGCUGAGGUACAGGAUGAAAUAAAAGAAGAAGAUGAACUCUUAUUAAUGGCCUAUGUUGAUCACAAACAAGGGAAGGAAGAAAAUUGGUUUCCUGACUCUAGGUGCAGCAAUCAUAUGAGUGCCAAUGAGGAAUGA